AUGGAUGCCAAGCAAUCCUUCCCAGGAGGCUACGAGCAGGCACUUCCCAUGCUCACUCGGCCUUCAGUGGCCGCUGCCUCAACAUGGUCUGAAGCCGUUCCCAAUCUUAACACAGACCCCUAUGCAACAUCAAUGCUAUCGCAUCCUCCAACUACGGCUGCACCGCCGCCUCAGGCUGCCGCGCCAGCUGCAGUGCCCAAUGCAGCAGCCCAGCAACCAGCUCAAGUGACAACCACGGCCACCACCACCACCACCACCACAGACCGCAAUGCCCCUUCCAAAGUGCGCAAGCCCCGGAAGGCGGCCAAUGCCUCGGCGGGAAAGUCCACGCUCUUCUGGGUCAAUUCCGACCAGGACUCAGCCGCCUCGGGAACCAAGGAAGAAACCCUGAAGCGCAUUCGGUCCCAUGUCAUGUCAGAACACAAUCGCAAGAAGCGAUUGGAAAACACUAAGAAAUAUAAAGGCAAAUCCUGGAAGAACCUGGCCUUUCAGCCUCCAGAGACGAUCCCGGGGGGGAUGGGUCCACCCCGACCCACGGCGUCCAUUUCCUCAUCCUCGUCGAGCAGCAGCCGCUGGGGCUCACAUGUUAGUGAGUCGCCCCCGCCGAAGCAUGAAUUAGUUCCUACAUCGUCUGCCGUGGAGUAUUAUACGCCCGCGACAACCGCAACGGCAUCAUGGGCAGGGCAAACGUGGAGCGAGGAUUCAUGGGAUGACGGUAGUUAUGAUGGGGCCGUGGAUUACCCUGCUAAACUGACACGAUAUUCUCCUUGGUCGUAUGUGGGAUCGGGGGUACAUGACCCGUUCAAUACGGGACAUACACAGCUGACAGAUCUCCUGUGGGAUUUGACCCAAGAAGCGCACCCAUUGCAAACGCGGUAUAAACCCAAGUUGCAGGCCCACUGGGCUGCUCUCAUUCAGAGAGACCCCGCCAUUCUCCAUGCGGCAAUUUGCAUGUCCACUUCCAACGCGGCCAUGCAACGGGGCGAGUUGCCCAUUCGGGAUCCGAAUCAGCAUCGCAGUGCGCUGGUGGUGGAUACAUUCCACCAUCGAGGCGAGACGAUUCGAUUGGUGAAUGAGGGUCUAUCGGAUCCGGUCAAGUGUUCUAGUGAUGAAUUGAUUGCUGCGGUGUCUACGUUAUUAACCAUCGAGAUUGCAUCGGGUAACCCCGAUUAUCUAAAGAUCCAUCUGGCCGGCUUGCGUCAAAUGAUUGGAAUGCGCAAGAACUUUGCCGACGUUCCACCUGACGUCCGAUUCCAGAUAAAUUGGACGGACAUCCGAGUCGCGUGCAUGGCGCUCACCAAACCCAUCUUCCCCUUCGUCCGCUGCACACGUCCCCCAGGCCUCUCGCUCCUCCCACCCAACGACGACGUCGCCCUCUGCGCAACCCGUCUUCUCCCACUCUUGAAAAUCCCCGGCAUCUUCAGCGACUCCUUCUCCAAGAUAAUCUACGACCUCCUCGAACUCUCCUGGUACGCCGAGUGGAUCAAAGGUAGCAGCGGCUACAAGGAAUUCGACGAAGAGACCGAGGACUACUUCAACUUCGAAGUGCUCUACGUCGAGUACUCCCUCCACGCAGACCGAUACACGCCCACCGGCCAAAUCAAGGGCGACAACUCCAUCGAGGGCUGCACACGGCUUGCCUGUCUCUGCUUCCACAACAGCGCCAUCUGGAGCUUCUACCCCAUGCUUGCGCCGCUCCUUCCAAAACCCCUCCUCGCCCUGCGCGCCGCACUAGAAGCCACCAUCCACUCGGGCCUAUUCGCGCUGUGUCGCGAUCUCCUGAUCUGGGUGCUUUUCAUCGGCGCUGCAUGUAGCCAGGUGAUGCCCUCUGAACGCACGUUCUUCGUCACCGAACUCGCCUCCGCGGCGACGCUGCAUGGUGUGACAUCCUGGCAGGAGUGCCGGUCUAUUCUGCUCGGCUUUUUCCAUGCAGACCGGGUCCAUCUCGUCACAUUGAGACAGGUGUGGCAGGAGGUUCAGGGACGGAUGGACCCGGCUGCUGUGUGA
Molecule: messenger RNA, 2007 nt
Organism: Penicillium daleae
Lineage: Eukaryota; Fungi; Ascomycota; Eurotiomycetes; Eurotiales; Aspergillaceae
Exons: 4
Coding region: 1-2007 (668 amino acids)
Source: RefSeq, a predicted model, not a curated record